Molecule: messenger RNA, 2175 nt
Organism: Ostreococcus tauri
Lineage: Eukaryota; Viridiplantae; Chlorophyta; Mamiellophyceae; Mamiellales; Bathycoccaceae
Product: NAD(P)-binding domain
Exons: 1
Coding region: 1-2175 (724 amino acids)
Biological process (GO): monoatomic ion transport
Source: RefSeq, a predicted model, not a curated record
AUGGACGUGAUGCUCGGACGCGCGGAGGCGAGCGGGGGAGGACGCGGCGCGCGAGGCGCGGGACGGGUUGCGGCGUUGGCGACAGCGUGCGUCGUCGCCGGAGCGCUCGGUGGAGGACUGGCGAGAGUGAGUCAGAUGCCAGCAACGGCGACGACGGGGACGCCGUCAAUCACGAUGAAGGAGCGGGUGGCGAACGUGCAGUCGAACGGGACUUACGUUGCCCAGCGUGUGUUCGGAUGGCCUUUGUAUGGCAAGGUGUUCAUCAUUAUGACAGCCAUGGUCCCACUUGUGCUCGCAGCGGCGAGCGUGUACAAGCACGUGAGCGACAGUGAUUGGAACGAAGCCAUCGCGAACGCGUAUUAUUGGCUCAACGAUGUCCCGGGCGCGGACAGUACCGCGGAGGAGUCGUUGAAGACGACGGUGGUUGCCCAACUCAUCGUCUUCUGUGGCAUGUUCACCUUCGCGAUUUUGAUCGGCGUCGUUUCGGAUGAAAUCGCGAGCAAGGUCGAUGAGGUGAGAAACGGUAACCACAAGGUGUACGAGAAAAAUCACACGGUCAUUUUGAAUUGGAACGAUCAACUGAUUCCUCUGUUGAAGCAAAUUGCUGUCGCCAAGCAGGAGGGGAUCGGCUUCGACAAGCCCGUUGUUUUGUUGGCGGACAUGGAAAAAGAGACGAUGGAUAACGUCAUCCAAGAUGAGCUCGCGGACAGCCCGCCGCUCACCGUAGUCACGCGGCAGGGACAGGCGCACAACUCACAGGAUUUGGAUCGAGUAAAUGCAUGGUCGGCGGAGAGAGUCAUCGUUUUACACGACGGUAGCAGCACGGACCCUGCGACGAUUGAAAGCCAAAAGGCGACAGCGGUACUGAAUCUUCGAGCGAAGAACUUUCGAUCCACGACUUGCACUGGACCGAACGUAAUCGUGCAGGUACCGCAUCGUUUGGAGGAGAUCGAUGACUCGACAAGUCUCGCCAUCGACUUGACCGAUAGACCGGGUCACAAAAACGGGGAAUACGCCUUCGUCAAUGGUACAUCUGAGCUGUCGCGAUUGAAGGCGUUCUCAGCCAUGCAACCGGGUGGCAAUCAGUUAUUCGAAGACCUCAUGCUUCAAUCUAACGAUAGCGCCGAAUUUUACACGUUCGCUAGUCCGUCCUUGGCGGGAAUGACAUUCCAAGAUGCUUGGAGACUGUUCAACACGGCGACGCUCGUGGGGAUCGUCAAUGAAGACGGCAUGGUUCUGGGUCCGAAAGACGAUGCCAUCAUCGGUGAGCGUGGCGAGAUCGUUGUCAUCGCGGAGAACAAAUCUGAGAUCGCACGUAACUUGACAAAGGGAAGAGGAAAAGUCAAGGAAGGUGUGAUACCUCGGCCUGGAACGCAGAACCUCGUAAUGGAAAAGUGUCCCAUCAAGAUGCCAUCACCGAAGAAGUUAUUUGUCAUCGGUUGGAAUGAAGAGAGUCCGGGAGUUGUCCACGACAUGCUGGUGUUGGCGCCGCCAGGUUCCAGCAUCACCAUCAUCGCGAAUGAUGACAUCGAUAAAAAGGAGAUAAAAGGGAGCAAGUAUUGCUCUGUAAAACACGUAAAAAUGGACGCGAAGAAAAUGGCAACGCUAAAGAGUCAGAGAGUACACGAAGCGGACUCCAUCCUGAUAAUGCCUACCAGUGAGGACAGCGACGCAACGCAAGACAGCCACGUGCUCGCUACAGUCAUGCAGAUCGCGCACUUGGUGACGAACUCGACAACACCGUACGCUCCUCACCUCGUGACCGAGCUCUCGUGUGAAGUGGCCAAGCAAGUCGCCGAAGAUGUGUAUCGAGGCAUCGGAACAGUGGACAUCAUUUUGCACGACAACCUCAUCGGCGGAACGCUCCUUCAAGUCUCUGCCAACCUGAAGCUUGCCGGAAUGUUUGACUUUUUGCUCGAGAAGGAAGGUAAAGAGUUAUACAUGCGUCCUCACGACGAAUUCGUCACCGUGAACGACACCGAUCUGUACUGGGGCGAACUGUGCGAGCGCGCUCGUGUCCGCGAUGAAAUCGCCGUCGGUGUGAUGCAUGCCAAUGGCGAGCUGCAAAUCUCCCCGCGGAAGGACCAGCAGUUCAGACUUUGCACGGGCGAUCGCGUCGUCGUGCUCGCGGAGGAUUGGUGGACGCCGCAGAGCGUCAAAGCGAAGACUAGGUAG